Talaromyces amestolkiae is the source of this 2865-nucleotide messenger RNA. RefSeq lists its product as uncharacterized. The coding region runs from base 1 to 2865 and encodes 954 amino acids. The record is from RefSeq and is a predicted model, not a curated record. NCBI's taxonomy places the organism in Eukaryota, Fungi, Ascomycota, Eurotiomycetes, Eurotiales, Trichocomaceae. The transcript has 6 exons. Gene Ontology annotation, molecular function: carboxy-lyase activity; thiamine pyrophosphate binding; magnesium ion binding.
AUGUGUGCUGGCUUAACAGCGUUUAAAGCUGUGAAAGAAACCGACGCAAAACCCGGAGAAAUUGUUGAUGAGUCACCGUUCAAUGAAAUACCUCAUUAUCUUCUCUGGCGAUUUUAUGCAGCAAUAGCUGGUGCUGGAGGCGGAGUAGGAAUUAUGGCUUGCCAAUAUGCCAAAGCUCGCGGCUAUCGCGUGCUGGCCAUAUCCCAGGGAGCUGAAAAACGUAAAUUAUGCCUUGAAGAGCUGGGUGUGGAUUACUUUGUCGACUACCAUAAAUCAGAAGAUCUUGUCAAGGAGGUGAAAGAUCUGACCAAUGGCGGACCGCAUGCUGUCAUUGUGACCUCAGCUUCAGAUACACUAUUGCGUUCUGCUCUUCAGUACGUUCGAAGAAUGGGGACUGUGGUUCCAGUUGGACUGCCUCCGGGCAAUGCGGCAGACCUGAAUGAAGCGCUCGAAGUCUUUCAAACAAAGCAAUUGAGAGUUCCACAUAAGCUUAUGAGCUUAGAAGAUCUUCCACUUGUUUAUGAAAUGCUUGAGAAAGGGGAUUUAGUCGGCCGAGUGGUACUUAAGAUUCCACACGAGUCUUCGAGUUAUUUAGAGAGACGAUCACUGCACCCAUUCGCGGCCUUUCAUCCAGAUAAGUGGAAUACCGCAACUUAUCUGGCACAGCGACUAGAAACAAUGGGCGUCAAGCAUUUUUUUACUGUUCCAGGUGAUUACAAUCUAGGUCUACUCGAUGAACUUUUAAAAAACCAGAAUCUUCAAAUGAUCAAUUGCUGCAAUGAGCUAAAUGCUGGUUAUGCGGCCGAUGGUUACGCUCGUGUAGCUCCAUCCGGAAUUGCUGUGGUAGUUGUGACACAUAUGGUAGGGAGCCUGUCCAUCAUCAAUGCUGUUGCAGGAGCCUAUUCGGAGAACCUCAAGGUCAUAAUCGUCAAUGGGUCUCUCAAGUCUGGGGACUAUCAAUCAGGCAAACUAUUACAUCACACGCUGGGCAAGAUUGACAAAGAGGAGUCCUUGAGAAUCUACAAAGAAGUAACAUGUGCAAGUGUUCGCUUACGACCCGCGCCAGAUAUUGGCGAACAGCUAGACAUUGUACUGCGGCAGUGCAUCAAAAGGUCGCUUCCUGUUUAUAUUGAGAUUCCUAUGGAUGUCGUACAGGUGGCCUGCCUGCCACCAGGAGUUUUUGAAACAAAUAUGCUUUCUCCUGUCAGUGGUCGAUCUAAAAUGGCUGCUGAAAUUAUCGAAAAAUCUUUCACAUCAGCCAGAAGCCCCGUCAUUCUGAUCGGAGGUAUGACCCGAGUCUAUCUCCAACAAGAUAUCGUAUCUUCACUCGCCAGUAAGCUCGGUUGCGCUGUUUUCUGCCUUCCAGAUGGCAAAUCACAGAUCCCUGAUUCACACCCGCAGUUUUGUGGUGUGUUCUGGUCAAAGGCUUCUCAUCCGGAGGUGGUGGCUACCGUCAUGGACUCUGAUUUAUGGGUUGUGAUCGGUGGACGUUGGUCAGAUCUACACACAGUAGGAUCUGCACUUGAUAUCGAUGGGGAGAAAAGUAGAAUUAUUGAUAUUCAAAGUGAUUACGUUCGCAUGCCCGAUGGUAAUAUCAUCGACGGAACCUCACUCCCAGAAGUGAUUGAGCAAGUUAUCGCUUUCAAUAUCACUCCGAAAGUUGCGCCACUCAAGCAUUUUCAAUCAAUCAAGGACACCACAGCAAAUGGUACAGCCAUUCCAUCAUCUGAGUCACAAAUCAGGUUGCAGCACGUCUUGUCAGGUAUUGAAAACAUACUACGGAGAAACGACAAUCUGUUUGCAGAUACUGGAGAAAGCUGGUUCAAUGCAAUGACCAUGACUCUCCCGGACGGAGUAUACUUUCAUAUGCAGAUGAUAUAUGCCUCAAUUGGUUGGAGUCUACCAGCUGUUUUAGGCUCUCAACUCGCCCAGACCCGGGGACGUUCUGUUCUGAUGAUCGGUGACGGUGCCCUUCAAAUGACCGUUCAGGAAUUGAGCACUUUGAUAAGGAUUCGGUCCAAUGCCAUCAUAUUUAUAUUCAACAAUCUAGGCUACAGAGUUGAGACGGCCAUCCACGACGGACCUUACAAUUACAUCGCUAAUUGGGACUACGCAGGUCUUGUGAACAAAUUCUGCAGUAAAGUCCAUACUUGUUCUCCAUACAAUCCUUACAUGUCGGAGAAAGAAAAGCAAGAAUUAUUGAACCCAACGAUGUUUUCAAUGAGAAUCGAGACAUACGGUGAUCUCAUCCAGGCACUGAAUAGAACCCAGACCGAAAACUCAAAACUAGCUAUUUUGGAGUGCUGUAUCUACCCAGAAGACUCGAAUCCAAUGCUCCUUAGAUUCGGUUCUAAUCUUCAUUCAGCUAAAGCGCAGAUCAAAGACCAUGAUCAUGUUACUGCCAGACAGGUCAAUGGAGUGCAUGUGCCCAAGGCUCACCAGCCACGAUCACCCAGCAGAUCACGACUUGCACCCCUUUCUUCAUCUCAACUUAUGAUUUUAGAUCAUGAAAAUGUACUGGAUUUAACUACUGAUAGCGAGGACCGAGCAUACAUGACCACAGACCACAUGCUAACUUGUUUGUGGUCAGCGAGUGGUGGAUGGGAAGCGCCGAAAAUAACUGAGUCUACAUCAAUCGUUCUUCCUCCGACAGCCCCUAGUCUAAAUUACUGGAUACAGUGUUUCGAAGGGAUGAAGGUCUAUCGUGGCUAUGACGGAAAACUGCGUCUUUUCCGGCCAGAGUUGAAUUGCGAGCGUCUGUUGAACAGCGCUCGCAGAAUUGGUCUUCCUGAGUUCGAUGUGAGCGAGCUCCAACAGCUGAUUGAAACGUUUGUAGGUAUUGAGAGCCCUAAAUGGCUUCCUUAA